AUGCUGAAGUUCAUGGAUUAUGUCCUCGACGCCUUCGGAGAUGCCACGCACUGGAACCGCGACAACAGCUACUCCUCUUUGACAGCUACAUCCGAUGCGCUCCUUUCGUUCUCUACACCGACCUCCCUUAGCCUCAAUGUCUCCUCCCUCUCCACUCCUCAUUUCGCAACAUCUUACACCCUUUCCACUCUCGGCGUGAUUGACGGUUCUCUUUCGUAUCUAUACUCCAACGUAUCUCUCGAUGGGAUACCUUCAGCCACUCCUUCCAUACCGCUGCGCAGCCUUGUCCGUGGCUAUCGCGAUAUCGCUCUCCCGCCCGUCCUUCCCAAGCCAUACAUCUCUUUAGAUGGAGCAAGGAAGCCAACACUGCUUCAUGCGACACUAGCUUUGCCGCCUCCUAGUGUUCUCACUGCUCUUUACACCCGUCGGAUCAAUCCUCGCACCCUCUUUAGUCUAUCCGUGAAUUCAAAAUCAACGACUUCGCCCACCACAGGCCCUUCUUCUCCUCCGCCAGCUUCGCUACUGGCACAUUUACAACAUGAUACGGGACGAUAUAGAGUGGAAGCGCUUGGGUCGACAGAUUCAGCGCUACUUGGCCUUCGAGGCUUGUGGAAUUUUGGAUACCCAACAGAGCCUGCUGCCCAGCAGAGCCGCCUGAGCCAGCCUGGAGCAGACCCCGCUCAAGGUCUUAGCGACCUGCCAAUUCCAGCAGAACCCUCGAUAUAUCGACCGAAGCCGAGUCUCCUCUCUGCGGGCGCAGAAGUCUACUACAGCCCUCUCAGCUCCGUUAUUGGCUUAAGCACAGGCCUACGAUUCACCACUCUUCCACCCGCAGCCUCUGUGUCUCCCUCUUCCGCCUCCAACUGGAAGCCACUUGCCGGUACUUCAGCAGCCUUCACAAGCGCCACAGCGAAUACUCUCGCCUCAUCUGCGAAUUCCUCAUUUCCCUACACAAUGACACUGAUUGCCACACCUCUAACAGGCAGUCUAGCCUCCACAUAUUCGAUAAAGCCCACCCCAAAUCUAGCUCUCUCAUCACGCUUCGGCUUUAACGUCUACAGCUGGGAAAGCGAAUAUGUGCUUGGUGCUGAAAUUUGGCGCCAGCGUCACAGACCUCGGAUCACGAUAGGCAAGUCUGACGGGUUAGACUGGGCUACGGACAAGGCCGCGCAGUGGCUGGAUGAUGAGCAGAAACUAGUUCUCCGUCAGAAGAAGGACAAGGAAGAGGAACUUGAGGAGAGUGUAAUCAGGUUAAGAGUGGACGACAAUUGGAAUUUCAGGGCAUUGUGGACUGGAAGGGUUAAGGAACUGCUUGUUAGUGCUGGUGUUAAUAUAGCGCCAACCGCUACAUCGAGUCAAAGGUACCAAAUGGCUGGGUCAGGGCUGUGUAGUGGCGGUACUGGAUUGGAAAAGAGGUGGAAAGGCAGCGUGGGUGUUGAGGUUGCCUAUUCGUCGUGA
This is a messenger RNA of Endocarpon pusillum Z07020, 1458 nucleotides long. RefSeq lists its product as uncharacterized. Bases 1 to 1458 code for a protein of 485 amino acids. Gene Ontology annotation, cellular component: SAM complex; ERMES complex. NCBI's taxonomy places the organism in Eukaryota, Fungi, Ascomycota, Eurotiomycetes, Verrucariales, Verrucariaceae. The record is from RefSeq and is a predicted model, not a curated record. Gene Ontology annotation, biological process: establishment of mitochondrion localization; protein insertion into mitochondrial outer membrane; phospholipid transport. The transcript has 2 exons.